AUGGUUGGCUUUAAGCUACCUCUCCUCCUUAUCCUGCUGCAGGCAAUCUUUGGGUCUGCCUACCGUUGGUUCAACUGGCAGUACGAGGUGACUUGCGAGUCGGACGCGUACGUCACUCCGGAGAGUGAGAAUGCCACUGCUUUGUUCCUCAAGCAGCAGUAUCCCAAGGGCUCUUUCAUCAAGGUUGUUGGAAAUGGCCACGGAUUCGGCAACCUCACCACCUGCGUCGAUACCGCCACCACCAAGACUCCCUCGUACAUUGUUUCCCUUACGAACCUGAAGCACCUCAACAUCGACAAGAAGAGCAUGACAGCCACCUUCGGUGCCGGUUGGGAUGUCUUUGAUCUCACCAAUGAGCUCAAGGCCAACAACCUGUCUUUCAACAACCUCGGUGCUGAGCGUGUUCAGAACUUCGUUGGUGCUACGUCUACUGGUACGCACGGCACUGGCUCUCUGGUGGGCAACAUUGCCACCCAGGUCAUUGGACUUCGAGUGCUCGACUCCCAGGGUAAUCUCCGAAUUGUCAAUGAGCAUACCAACGCCGAAGAACUCAAGGCCUUCCGCAUCAGUCUUGGCGCCCUUGGUCUGAUCACCGAGAUGACCAUCAAGGUGCAGCCAACCUACCUCCUGAAGAAGACAACCAAGGUCCUGAACGCCACGAAGGACUAUAACAAGAUGUACAACGAGAUCUCCCAGCUGUACAAAGAACACGACCGCAUGACCGUGUGGGGCCCACACUUCGACUGGGACGAAAAGACUCAAGACUGGUCCAUUGAGCCCACGUUCUUCGCCUCGUGGUGGGAGCCAACCACCUACACCGGCGUCCACAACUGCACGCUCAACUACUGCGCCAACGGAUGCGGCGACUGCAUCAAGAACUACAUAUGCUACGACGAAGUCACAGAUGCCAUGUCCUGCCCGCCGCAGGGAGUCUGCACGCGCGAAUUCUACGCAGAGAUCGAGCACUUCUUCCCAGUCGAGCAUCUAGCCGAGGCGGCCACCAACUACACGCUGUUCCAGCAGGCCCAGACCCCACGCAUGAAGGGACCAUACAACGAGCAAAUGAUAUUCCAGCUCCGCACCCUCAAGGGCGACGACUCGUACAUGUCUCCUGUCAACACCUACAACCUGGAGCCCAAGAACAGUGGAGUCUUUGCGAUCCUUGAGAUUGACUGGAUCCAGACCUACAACGACUGGAACACGCUCUGGCGCAACCAGGAGCUGGCUUAUGAGUUCCUCCCUCACUUCGGUGAGACGUACAAUGUUCGCUCGCACUGGAACAAAAUGGCCGCGCCGAAUGCUACCUACACCUUGGAGCAGUUCCCCAAGUUGCCGCAGUUCCUGGCUAUCCAGGAGCGACAGGAUCCCAAGUGCCAGUUUGUUAAUGACUUCUUGGUUCAGCAGCUUGGUAUUACCCGCUGCGCCAAGUAUCUUUCCUCGUGA
Molecule: messenger RNA, 1443 nt
Organism: Penicillium alfredii
Lineage: Eukaryota; Fungi; Ascomycota; Eurotiomycetes; Eurotiales; Aspergillaceae
Exons: 1
Coding region: 1-1443 (480 amino acids)
Molecular function (GO): oxidoreductase activity, acting on the CH-OH group of donors, oxygen as acceptor; FAD binding
Source: RefSeq, a predicted model, not a curated record